This is a messenger RNA of Gopherus evgoodei (Goodes thornscrub tortoise), 1160 nucleotides long. RefSeq lists its product as uncharacterized. The transcript has 2 exons. The record is from RefSeq and is a predicted model, not a curated record. Lineage: Eukaryota; Metazoa; Chordata; Testudines; Testudinidae. Bases 24 to 1160 code for a protein of 378 amino acids.
UUUUUAAAAAGGCUAAAGAGGUAAUGAGGAAAAAAAAACAAAGAGAGAUGCCUCCUACUGGAGGCUCUCAGACUGGCUUCUCUGAAAAUGGGGAGAUGGAAUCAGACUCUGGUUUAGCAAAUUCCCCAGAGGGCUCUCUAGACAGGCCCCAUUCUACUUCCAAUGACCCUCAUGGAGGCUUCUCAGAGUUUGACUCCCAAAUAGCAUCUGAUGUAGAAGAUCCCUCUAAUGAUCCCAUAGAGGAACCCCCAAGUAACCCCGAAAAUGCAGAGGUGUAUAUGGAAAGAGUGAGAAGUUGGCAACAUGAAUUACCUAGAUUUGGGGGGUCAGUAUAUUGUGAGGAAUUUCGUUUUGUCAAUCUUGAGCAAGUAAAUUCAGCUCAGCAGGUUGUUGAAGCCAUACACCAAGGAAUACAGUUGGUGCUCGAUGAUGUUAAUGGUAGGGUAGGCCCUGAUGAUUACGUUCAGUUACGUUUAGAGAGCCGUAAUUUAGCUAACCCUUUGUUUUCAGUCAGAAGAACUAGGGAUGAGCUAUCUGCUGAGGAUUUCUUAAAUCAGACCUCAAAGCUGCUACAGAGCAAUAGAGAGUUGCAUCUCGAUGGGACAUUGCGCCUUGUUGUGACAGUUGUGAAAAACAGGGGUGGGGGUGCUCGUAGAGUUUUAAAUUCUAUCCUUAGUAGUCAAAUUAUUCAUAAAAAAAGACAGUGUUUGGUAGACCUGACUUACACCGGUACCAAUCUGUGUUUUGCUGGUGGCCUUUUGGCCGUCAUGUCCGAUCGUAAACCUACGGACACGGAAUUGUUAGCGGAGGCGAGAAAGUUGCAUGAGAAACUGGGGUGGUCAGAUCAAAAAAAGAUUCUGGUCAGUGACGUAGCAAAGUUUGAACAGCAUUUAGGAGUGAACAUACACGUGGUGCUUUAUACGGAAAAAGGUGGCUGGGGCUUUUUUAAAACAGGAGGCCUCACGUACCCCAAGACUUAUUUCAUCCUGUUGCACGAUGAGCAUUACUAUGGAGUUCUGGAUGUGAAAAAGUUGUUUGGAGCGAAAAAUUAUUGUGAGUUUUGCCACACGCUGUCUGAGCACGUUACACUCAAGCAGAGGCGGCAACGAUACCUACAAGAGUGGUCGUGGCUGUACACCGUGUGGCAAAACUCACAAUAA